CGGCGAGUGAGCUGUUUCCUUAUGAUCCAUUGUACAAUCUCAGUGCCAACUCCAAACCUUCACAGGAACGCGGAGGCUGCACUGCCCCUCGCCUUUCGACAUUUCCCACGCAGACUGGGAGGGUUGAGAAGUUUACUUUUUACUCCUCCUUUGUUUGAGGUUUUCACAGGGCAACAGGAAUCCAUCCGUGAUUCUCACUGCAUUCAGCAGGGAAGGAAUUGGUUUGUUUGAACCGAGGGAAAAAUGACCUUCCGCUUUCUUGUCAUUUUCCUAUGCCUGAGGCUGGUCUGGCUGAAGGAACGCCUGGAGAAUCCCGACGGUGCGGACAACAGUCACAAGGAUUUCUUUGGAGACGAGGUUGAAUCAGGCAGGCAUCGAGGGACCCAGCGCUUCCAAGGCUUUGAAAGUGUUGAGGGCCAUGCUGAUGAUACGCUGGGUGGCUGGGGCUAUGAGGUGGUCCAGGGAACCAAUAAACCAUUCUCCUAUGUCCGAACUACCACCUCCGAUUCUUCCAAGAGGCUAAUGCAGGCUGCAGUUACCAGGGUGCGAGCACCCUUAAAACCACCACCAGGAAGGAACUGGUGUGCCUUUGUGAAAUCCAAAUUGUCCACUGUCGUGGUUUCAUGUGGGGUUGAGCGAUAUGCCCAAAGGACCACGGAGCCCUGCAUGAAUGGGAUGGUUAACUGCCAAAACGGAGUGUACCAGCUGGCUCUUAGACCUUUAUACAAGGUGAAGCAGAUGAUUGUGACCUCCUUGGAGUGGAAAUGCUGUCCUGGAUACAUAGGAUCCAGGUGUGAACACACAGUUCCUGAGGAGCUGACUGCACCAGCCUCCCUGAAACAGGCCCUGGGAGGAGAGCAAGUGAUCGAAGAACUCAUAAACCCAAGAGAACCUGUUACAUCAAUUGAUGACCUGCAGGGCUCAGAAUCGAAGCUGCAUCAUCUACAGGACGAUGUUUCUGUUACCACUGCCUCCACACAAGCCUUCCAAGAACUACUGAAUAACCUGACGAAAAUUAAUCCCUCAAUGGAAAACAAGGAAAACAGAACAGAAUUUCCAGCGCUUCAGGAUAUAUUAAAGCCUCAUGUUGAAAAUUACUUGAGACAGCACCUUCAUUCCUUGUGGACAACCUUUAACAAAAGCCUGCAGCACCUGUCUGAUAUGGUCCUCAACUUAUCACAAGAUAUAGAAGUCAACAGGAAGAAUAUUAAUGAGCUCUCAAAACAGCGAAUACCUCAAAGGGAACUGGAGGAAAUCAGCACUAAGUUACAAUCGAAACUUGAUGAGAACAUCGAGCAGCUGCAGAAGGUUGAGGACAUAUUGAAUGAUCAACAACAUAAGCUAAAUUAUGAAUUGCACGCCCAGAAGGUUAACCUUGACCACAAUCUAACCAUGAUUAAAACAGAGACAGAUCUAAAAGUUAAGCGCAGUCAGAAGAUGAUUCAGAUGAAAUCGCAUCUUCUAGAAAACACAACAGCUGAGAUGAUGAAAGAACAAGACAGACUAUGGCAAGAAGUCGACACUUUAAAUGAUCGUCUAGCAAAGAUUAUCGAGCUCAACGGCUCAAAAUCAUGUUCAUCAUGCGACUCAAAAACUGUCCACCAAGUCAAAGGAAUGUCAAAACAGGACUUUGACCAACUUAGGGAAACUGUUGAGGUUCAUUCAAGGAAUUUUACGCACUUAAAUAGAAUCUGUGGAUUAUUUCAUCCUGCAUCAAAAGCAAUUUCUGAUUUCCAGCAACAGUUGAAGAGGCAGGAGUCAAAUUGUGCACAACUGGUGGCUGGCCUGAAGACAGAUAUGAAUCAAAAACUGAAUGAAACCAACAUGAGUUUCACAGAGAACAUUUUAAGACUGAAUGUUUCCUUUAACCAUCAAAGUUCAAGUCACGAGGAACGUCUUUACAACCUUGACGGUGAUGUGAAAGAACUGAAACAAAAGUUAUAUAGAAUGGCAGAUGACCAGGUUUGCGGCUGUCAAAAGUUAAUUGUGGAUUAUGGUUUGGUUGUUGAUAACCUAAGGAAUGCCAGUACCUUCAUGGACAAAAUGUACUUUGAUCUGAAUGAUGUUAAGCAGCAGGAGCUAGACUUACGAAUUAAUCUAAAUUAUUCUGUUCAAGAUUUGUUCAGGUCUUCUCAACAAAGACAUCAAGAUGUCCAGAAUCUCUUGUUCUUGCAGCAAGAAGAAAUCAACACUUUAACUGAAGACAUCACAACACUUCAGAAGAAUUCCACAAUGAUUAUGAGAGAAAUUAAGCAUUUGAAAAAAUUGGAUGCUACCAUGGAUUCUCACAUCAAAUACCUCAAUAGUUCCUUCAGUUCCCUUUUGGAAGAUGCUUUAAGGCACACAGUCAUUCUGCAGAGUGUGACGGGGCAGGACAUAUUGGAGAUCACAUCUGACGGUGCAACAGAGCUCCAAAAGCUAUCCAUUAGUGCUUUAUAUCAAAACCUUAAUGAGACAGAGAAUGACCUUGUUACCCAUAAAAUAAUUUUGGAAAACAUCAACAAAAGGGUGCAGGUGCUUGAAGAGGGCAGGUCAAAUGAUAAAAUUAGGGAAUCAAGUGGUUUGGAUUAUGGAGAAAAUGUCUUGAAGGACAACUCAUCAGAAAUAGACGAUAGAGACCACCUUUUCCUUGAACACAUGGAAGCAAACUUUGAGGCACUGGAAAAGGAACAAAUGGACGAUUCAAAGUAUGAUUCCAAUGAAAUAUCAAACAUUAAAAAAGACAUUGAAAUGUUGAAUUUGAAAGUAAUUAAACUGGAAUCCCAUUGUAAUAAUGAAGAUCCUUACUACAAUCAGAGCUUGGAACAAAUAAAGGAACUGUUUACAAAAUCAGUGGAGACUGUGCAGUCAGAUGUGUCAUCUUUAAAACAGUUCCUUGACAGUCACAUCUCUGUGUUUCAGAAGCUCACAGGUAGUGUGCACAACCUUUCUAAUGGGACAUUCCGUGUUGGACGAGGUAGCUUUGGCUCCAAGCGAAUGAAAAAACAGCACAGGCAAAGCCACCAUGGCAGCAAACACCUGGAGAUUUAUGGAAAUGCUUCAAUUGCAGUCAGCCAAAGUAGCAUCCCAAAUGCACAGGAAUUCCAGGUUGCGUUUUAUGUGGGACUUUCCAACAAUUCAGGAACUAACAUGAUUUUGAAGUUUGACCAGAUCUUCCUGAACUAUGGAGAUGGUUAUUCAAUGGAAAAAGGUUACUUUAAAGCUCCAUUCAAAGGCAUCUAUGUGUUCGUGGUGACCGUGGAGUUUGGCCACGGAUCUGGUCUUAGUUAUCUUUCGGUUGAUGGCAACCACACAAUCACAUUGCAUAACAGCAGGAAAAGACAUCAGCACAACAGCCUGGUUUGGGGCUAUGCCAUCCUCCAGCUCAGUAAAGGACAGCAUGUGUGGGUAGAGGUGACACAAGGGGUUGUAAUUCAACAGACCCCGCCGGAGACAACAUUUGGUGGAUUUCUGUUAUUUAAAACAUUUUAAGGUUUCAUUACCAGACCUGAAAAGAGAAGAAACAUCAGACUAUAUUAACAAAUUCACUGUUGGAGGUUUCCAUUCAGGAACAAGACCUUUGCUGAUCAUCUUCCUUUACAUUGUUGCACUAUGCUCACUCACCAUAAAGAGUUCCCCUAGGUUUUGCAGACUCAAAGGGCUGAAUGGCCCACUCCUGCUUCCUAUUUUCCUGGUAGCUCGUGGUUCUGUUUAUUCACGUGCCUGUAGAUGCAUUACAUUUGAUUCAGAAAUUACAUAAAGAUGCAUCCCUUUUGGGACAGAGUAAUAAAUUUUGAA
Molecule: messenger RNA, 3777 nt
Organism: Carcharodon carcharias (great white shark)
Lineage: Eukaryota; Metazoa; Chordata; Chondrichthyes; Lamniformes; Lamnidae
Gene: mmrn2a
Product: multimerin 2a
Exons: 7
Coding region: 244-3471 (1075 amino acids)
Biological process (GO): negative regulation of vascular endothelial growth factor receptor signaling pathway; negative regulation of cell migration involved in sprouting angiogenesis
Molecular function (GO): protein binding
Source: RefSeq, a predicted model, not a curated record